AUGCAGGUUCUUGAUGAAAAAGCUGAAGAAGGACCAAAAAUUAUCAAAAAAGAAAUUACCUAUGUACCUGGUCUCGAGAAAAUUUUUGAUGAAAUUCUCGUAAAUGCUACUGAUAAUAAACAACGUGAUUCAACGAUGACAUUUAUUGAAGUUGAUAUCAAUCAAGAAAAAGAUGAAAUAAAAAUUUGUAAUGAUGGUCGUGGUAUUCCUGUUCGUAAAUGGGCUCAAAAUCAAUCAAUUUAUAUUCCAACAUUAAUUUUUGGUAAACUUAAAACACCAGAUAAUUUCAACGAUGAUCAAAAACGGAUUAUCGGUGACGAGAAAUGGUUAUGGUGCAAAGGCAACAAAUAUUUUUAG
This is a messenger RNA of Rotaria sp. Silwood2, 357 nucleotides long. The record is from the annotation of a GenBank genome assembly. Lineage: Eukaryota; Metazoa; Rotifera; Eurotatoria; Philodinida; Philodinidae.